AUGGCAAAGGGAAAGAAGAGCGGUGAGGCAAAGGGAACCCAAAAACGACAAAAGAAAAUCCUCCGCGAGAAUGUACGCGGCAUCACCCGCGGCUCCAUCCGCCGUCUUGCCCGCCGCGGGGGCGUCAAGCGGAUCUCUGGGGUGAUGUACGACGAGGUGCGGGGCGUCAUUAAAGCCUUCGUCGAGGGCGUCGUGCGGGAUGCCACCGCCUACACAGAGUACGCCCGCAAGAAGACCGUCACCGCCGUCGACGUCGUCAAUGCCCUGCGGAAAAGAGGAAAGAUUCUCUACGGAUAUGAGUAA
Molecule: messenger RNA, 303 nt
Organism: Trypanosoma theileri
Lineage: Eukaryota; Euglenozoa; Kinetoplastea; Trypanosomatida; Trypanosomatidae
Product: histone H4
Exons: 1
Coding region: 1-303 (100 amino acids)
Biological process (GO): nucleosome assembly
Molecular function (GO): structural constituent of chromatin; DNA binding; protein heterodimerization activity
Source: RefSeq, a predicted model, not a curated record